Molecule: messenger RNA, 1116 nt
Organism: Emiliania huxleyi CCMP1516
Lineage: Eukaryota; Haptophyta; Isochrysidales; Noelaerhabdaceae
Exons: 2
Coding region: 1-1116 (371 amino acids)
Source: RefSeq, a predicted model, not a curated record
AUGGGUGCGCACGAGUAUGCGGCCGAGGCCGCAGGCAAUCCCCACAGCUCCGUCGGCGACGGCCUCAGCUCGUCGUGGACCGCGGUCGGGCACGCCUGGGCUGGGACGAGCACCUCCUCAGAGCCCCCCGCCUCACUCUCGCCGCAAUACACGGCAGAGCCAACCUCGGUUGACGUCUCGCUGCUCAUGCAGCAGCAGCGGCAGAUGGCCGAGCGCCCCAAGCAAAUGGAGGCUAUGAUGGCAGCCCAGCAGCGCGCACACGCACUCGAGAAGGUGCGCAUGGACCUGCAGCUGGCUACGGCCGAGGCGACCACCGUGGCGAAGGGCGGCGAGGCGCCUACGCUCCGCGCCAGCGCAAACUUCCUGCAGAGCUGCAUCCACGUCCAGGCCAUGUGGCGAGGCCAGGCCGUGGCGUCGCGCUACAAGACCGAGCGGCUCAUGGCGACGGACAUUCAGGCCGCCAUGCGCAAGUGGCUCGCAACGCGGCAACUCGUUGCAGCGCGGGGAGCGGCCAUCAAGCUUUCCGCCUCUGCGCGCCGCCGCGCCGCCGUCCUCGAGCGGGCGUGGCUGCUGCGCGAGAGGUCGGCUGCACGGGUGCAGGCGGCCUUCCGAGCGUACAAGGCGCAGGUGCUCGACGCGCCUGCGGUGACCAAGUCGCGUCUCAUCGCACGGCGCCUGCAUGAGGAGAGCCUGAACCGCGGCGCGCUUCGAUUCGCCGAGCAGCCCGGCUACGUGUACCGUAUCGGCCAUCUGGGUCUGGGAUACUACCCUGACAACGAUGCGAUGAUGGCAGAGGCGGUGAGGGUAGGGCCGAUUGCGAUCUUUGGGACGGCGGGCAUCUGGCUGAUGCUCCUCCUCCUCGUGCGGCCCGACGACUGCGCCGCGCUGCCCAAGGUCGUCUUCUCCGAGGCGCCGCUCACGCGGAAGAAGAAGCUCGCCCUCGCCGCAGUCGCGGUGGCGGUCACCCUCUGGGCCUUCCUCUCCGCCCCACCUCUCAAGGCCACGUUUGGGGACCCCGCCAUCGUCGGUGUCGCCCUCGUCGCCUUUGCCUUUGGCUCGGGCUUCCUCGACAAGGCGUCGUCGAGCUCGCCGCCGUGGCGUGACGCGAUCAACUGA